Molecule: messenger RNA, 2670 nt
Organism: Gekko japonicus
Lineage: Eukaryota; Metazoa; Chordata; Lepidosauria; Squamata; Gekkonidae
Product: protocadherin gamma-B5-like
Exons: 4
Coding region: 1-2670 (889 amino acids)
Biological process (GO): homophilic cell-cell adhesion
Cellular component (GO): plasma membrane
Molecular function (GO): calcium ion binding
Source: RefSeq, a predicted model, not a curated record
AUGGAUAACAGACACCAAGAUGACACCAGAUUGGUAAAAAGGCAAGUACACUUCCUCUUAUUAAUUUCUUUGUUCUGCAAGGCUACUUCAGAGCACGUUCGGUAUUCCAUUCCAGAGGAAAUGGAAAAGGGUUCUGUUGUGGGGAAUCUUGCCAAAGAUUUGGGACUGAACACUGGAGAAAUAGCAGAUCGCAAUCUGCAUGUCCUAGCUCUAGGCAAAAAGCAGUAUUUUGCUAUUAGUGAAGAAAAUUGGAAUCUGCAUGUAAACAGCAGGAUUGAUAGAGAGGAAAUAUGUGGGGGGAAUGCACUCUGCCAUAUCAGUUUUGAAGCUGUGGUUGAAGACCCUAUGAAUAUUUUCCACAUAAAUGUGGAGAUUCAGGACAUUAAUGAUAAUACACCACAUUUAUUAAAUGGAGAUAUCAAAAUAGAGGCAAGUGAAUCAACCUUACCAGGUACCAUAUUUCUCCUUGGGAAAGCUGAAGAUCCUGAUAUUGGAAUGAACUCUGUCCAGAAUUAUCAGCUCAGCCAAAACCACUAUUUUGUUCUAGAAGUUAGAGAGGGAGAAGAUGGAAGUAAAUAUGCUGAACUGGUGCUGAAUAAACAGUUGGAUCGGGAAAGUGAAAGUAGUUUCCAUUUAACCCUUUUGGCUGUAGAUGGAGGGAAGCCUGCCAAAACUGGGACAGCCAAAAUUUUGAUAAAUGUAAUUGAUGCCAAUGACAACCCACCUGUGUUCACUCAAAAAGUAUACAAGGUCAGCUUGAAAGAAAAUACCCCCAAAGGAUCUUCGGUGGUGCAGGUGAAAGCCACUGACAGAGAUGAAGGGUCCAAUGCCCAGAUCACUUACAGUUUCAGCAACAUUGCUAAAAGUACUCAUCAGAAAUUUUCUUUGGAUCCACAAGUUGGGACAAUUACAGUUAUGGAGACUUUAAACUUUGAGGAAACCGAAAAAUAUUCUGUAGCAGUAGAAGCCAAAGAUGGAGGUGGAUUAGUGGCUCAGUGUAAUGUUGAAAUAAAAAUAAUAGAUGAGAAUGAUAAUGCUCCAGAAAUUCUUCUUGCCUCUUUGUCCAACCCAGUAUCAGAAGAUUCGGUAUCAGGAACUUUGGUAGCACUUAUCAAUGUAAAUGACAGGGACUCUGGAGAAAAUGGAAAAAUUACUUGCCAUUUACAAGAGAAUUUGCCAUUUCAAAUAGUUCCGACAUCUAACAACUACUAUAAGUUAUUUACAGAUGGUUCAUUGGACAGAGAAAGCACCCCAGAAUAUAAUAUCACAAUCACAGCCACAGACAAAGGCACUCCCUCUCUCAGUACACACAAAACCAUCUCACUAAGCAUUUCAGACAUCAAUGACAAUCCUCCAGCUUUUGAGAAAACUUACUACAUAACAUAUGUGCCAGAGAACAAUCCUUCAGGCUCCUCCAUUUUCAGGGUCAAAGCCUCUGACCCAGAUCUGGAUCGCAAUGCACGAAUCCUUUACUCCAUCCAAAAGAGUAACAUUGAGGACCUGCCUCUCUCCUCUUAUGUCUCCAUUAACUCUGAGACUGGAGUCAUUUAUGCACAGCGUUCCUUUGACUACGAACAAUUCAGGGAGUUCCAACUUCAAGUGAAGGCCCAAGAUGGAGGCUCUCCUCCCCUCAGCAGCAAUGUCACAGUGAAAGUGUUUAUUAUGGACCAGAAUGACAACACCCCUCAGAUCCUCUACCCUUCCAAAGGAGUGGAAGGCUCAGCCUUGUUUGAGAUGAUCCCUCGUUCAGCUGAUGCAGAUUAUCUGGUGACCAAGGUGGUAGCGGUGGAUGCUGACUCUGGACACAAUGCCUGGCUUUCUUACCACCUGCUUCAGGCCACUGAGCCAGGGCUCUUCACAAUUGGACACCAUACAGGUGAGAUCAGGACAUCCCGAACAUUUUUAGAAAGGGAUGCUGUGAAGCAGAGGGCAGUCAUCUUAGUGAAGGAUAAUGGGCACCCAUCGUUAUCUGCUACAGUGACGCUGAACCUGGUGUUUGCAGAGAACUUCCAAGAGGCCCUUCCUGAAAUGAAGACCCAGUCCUUCAGUCCUGACUAUCAGUCUGAUCUGCAGUUCUAUCUGGUGCUGGCCUUGGCUUUGAUCUCAUUCCUGUUCCUCUUGACGGUGAUUCUGGCCAUUCUGAUGAAGCUUCGACGAUCAGGAAAUCCCAAAUUCCUUCAGUGUUUUGGUCCCAUCCCCCACUCAAACAAUGGCGUCGUAUUUCCACCCAACUAUGAAGAGGGGACACUGCCUUAUUCUUAUCAACUUUGCUUAUCAUCUGAAUCCCGGAUACAGGAAUAUGCCUUUCCACCAAGCAGUGUUCUAACUGCAGAGAACAUUUCUUCUAUGAAUAAACCUGAGGCACUUUUGACAGCCAAUGAGGUAAAUAUCCUCAGUUCUGAGACAGAUAAAGCUGAUAAGACUUUUGUAUUCAAGGAUUCCACCCUGGAGCGCCUCAGAGAUUACCAGAGAGCUAAUUUGAUAGUACCUUUCCACAGGUCAUCCUUUUUCCACUUGGUGAUCUUUGGUUGCAAGGAUAAUGAAGGCUUGGUGAAGGGAUUGUCUCGCCUUGUGGUUUAUUGUGAAGCUGCAGUGAAUAAAAUGGUGAAUAUUCUCCUUGCCAUUGCAGAAAUGGACAAUAUGUCUCCAGUGCCUUCUCGCCCAUCUUAA